Messenger RNA from Ceratina calcarata, 2274 nucleotides. RefSeq lists its product as uncharacterized. The record is from RefSeq and is a predicted model, not a curated record. NCBI's taxonomy places the organism in Eukaryota, Metazoa, Arthropoda, Insecta, Hymenoptera, Apidae. The transcript has 5 exons. Bases 152 to 955 code for a protein of 267 amino acids.
AGACGGUGGAAACUUGGUCGAAAACACCACUACUUGCUGCGUGCUCCGUACCGUACGGGGGUGUCGAUCGGCCAGUGCGUAACUGGCGUCUGUCCGUGCGGUCUCGUGCGGCUUUCAGUGGGCUGCCAGCGGUCGACUACCACCUGCAUGGAUGGAGCCCACCCGUGUACCCAGGGCCCCAGGUCCGCUUCUAAUUUUCCUCGUCGUCACGCUGACCCUCACUGUCGCAGCAACGGGACUGUUAUGCGGUGCUAUAAUGUCGGAUCACUGGGAGGAAGUUAGUUGGGAUAAAGAGGCCCUGACCCACGCGAACGUCACCCUUACGUGGUACCUGGACGGUCAGGUGGCAUUGCUGGAAUCCGGUCACAAGAAUCAUCAUCCUGGCAGGCGACCCACCUUCCUCGUGCCGAUGUACGGUGGCAUUUGGAUCAUGUGCGUCUCACUCACGGAGGAGGAAAUACGACUACUGGGUCAGGUAGGUUUCCCGCAAGAAAGGUGCAUUAACUACUUGACGCCUGACGAAGCACACGAGGAGAUUCGUGCCGCAUGGCAGAAUCGGAUGCAAAAUCUGAGCAUCUCCUGUUCUCUAGUUUGUCUGAUCAUCCUAGGCACCUCCGUCCUCAUCGGAUUUUUCGGACUCUGUAGGCAUCAAAUAUCAGCGAUCCUUGUUACCGGUGUCAUGUAUUUUCUAGCAGCUACCUUCGCAUUGUUCACCCUGACGAUCAUUCAUUUCAAGAGGGCCCAGGAUCGAGGCGCGCGGAUCCUACACGGCCCUGAGGACGGCGUGAUCGGCGGACCGGUUCCCCGUAACGUUCUCAAAGCGAGACGAUUCUCCACUUCCUGGAGCUUGGACUUAGGAUGGGGCGGCGUCACGUUGUGCGCCCUCGCCUCAGUAGCGUGGAUCUCGCUCAGCAAAAUAAUGCGUUUCAGCCCGAUAACGGCGUUGAUCGCGUAGCAGUGGGAGGCCUUCGAGGUCUAAAGCUCGUUUCUAACAGUUCCAACGAAGCGUCUCGAUGUCGUCGCCUCUUUCGACGUGUUUAAACAUUUGAAGAGAACAACGCGGAGUCGUUUCGAUUAAAUGAAAAACGAGCCUGUGCGACACUCUCACAAUCGAAAUAGGGAACGACGUUGAGACGAACGAGAGUAUUUUUUCAAAAUGUUAGAAACGAAAUGAUCACCUCGAAGGCGGUUCGUCUUAAAGACGUGACAGGAUGACCGAAGGAACCUAAGUUUUAGCCAUCCUUCACGUGUGCAACGUUUUUUACAAUUUAUUGGAUAAUCUCCAAUCGCUAACAAAAGAAACAUACACAGCUGGGUGAAGUAUUAGCUGGAAGAGGAUCGUGUAAGAUUUGUUUGAGUCAUGAAGAAGUUUCGAGAUGCAUCUUAGUUUAAAAAUUUAAGACUUAGGAGAAUGAUUUCUUAUAGACAUAGAUUCGUACCGAGUACAACGAGCACAGUCGCAUGGGUGUAAGAUAACGUGUAGAAGGAGAGCUAUUUGAUACGUAGAGCAGAGUACAAGUUCAUCUCAGUUUUUAUUUGCAUUUGGAUUAGUCAAUUAAUGUAAGAGUAAAGGAAAGUGUCGCUGGUUCUAGUCAGCCUCUUUAGACGUAUUUUUAACGAAUAAUCUACAUAGGCCUCAUUUUUUAUACGAUUGCAAUAGGUAACGAUUUGAUUUCACGUAAUCUGAGUGUUGCGCGUGUUCUAGAAGCUGGAACAAUAUUCGUUGGAGUUUGCUUGAGAAUUUCAAUACAGAACGAUGUAAUCUAAUAUAGUUGCCUAAUAGUAUAAUUGGAUCGCCUUAUAAUUAGAAAUAUAAGCAUGUUUGCGAUAUGCGUAGCACAGCAGUAAACUUGUUCGAGCCAAUACGAGCAACGACAUUGAGUGUUUGCAAGAUGAAUUUAGCUUUUGCUAUGAACUGUUACAGCGAAUAAAAGAGAGGUCAUAUGCCAACAAGAUGUAUUAUAUUCAAAAGGAUUGUGAAUCACAAUUCGUCCAUUAAAGUGUAAGAAAUAACAAACAGGAUGCUUAAAUUAGAAGCAUCGAUUGUACUCAGAGAUCCAGUUUUGCUAAAUAGUUAAACGAUGACAAAUGAAAGAAGCAAUGAAAUAUAUUCUUGCAAGACGUGUCUCUGGGUGUCCUCAACGAAACGCAUUUUUUCGGAUAAUGUUUUGAUGAUCGUCAUAUUUUUUAGCUGAUCCUUGUUAUUUGUUAUAUCGGAAUUAUUGUAUCAUAAAUGCAAUAAAACGAAUAAGCUAUGUAUGUACAUAACAGAAA